Messenger RNA from Entrophospora candida, 1110 nucleotides. NCBI's taxonomy places the organism in Eukaryota, Fungi, Glomeromycota, Glomeromycetes, Entrophosporales, Entrophosporaceae. The record is from the annotation of a GenBank genome assembly.
AUGCCAAAAAAAACAAAAAAACCACCUAUUAAAAAGACAAAAAAUAAACCAAUAAUUUUUUCAGAGGUAAAUCCGUCAUUUUCUCCUUCCCCCUCUCCUCCUCCUAAUAAAUCUUCACCAAGUCUCACCCACUCACCUUCACCUCCGCCCUUUCUAUCACCAUCGCCACCCUUUCUCAAUCCACCACCAGUUGUUUCAAAUGAACCACACUCUGAAGUAGUAAAUUACUGUUGGAUCGGAAAUAAACGUACACGUGAAAGAAACGUAGAACGUACACCUACACCAAAAAUUAUUCGGAAUCUUGAAAAAUUAGAAAGAAAAAAAAUUCUUUUUACUAUCAUUACAAGUAUUCUCAUAACAGGCUACUUAUUUAUUACCUUCCUUUACAAAAUCAAAUAUACCGUUGGUUUCUGUGAUAGCGAUAGUGACACAAUAGCAAGUCAUCUUUGCACAUCAUGUCCUGAUUUUGGAAUAUGUAAAGAUGGUAGACUUGUUGCCUGUGAAGAAGGAUUCAUAAUAGUUAAUUCGUCAUUUUCAUUCAUUAAUCCACUAUUGGUCAGUUGUGAAAUAGAUUCAGAUCAAGUUGUAAAAGUUUCUAAAUAUGCUAAUGCUAUUAAAAAAACAUCAGCAAAAGAAUUGGGAAAUAUCGAAUGUGGAUAUGGCGAUAGGGAAAAUUUGGAAAUAAAUAACAUUAAAUUGAAAAUCAGAAAAGAAAUGGAUAAGGAUUCAGAUCAAGAUUUUGAAAAAUUAUUUGAAUCCUCUCUCUCAAAGUUGAAAGGUGAAGGGCAUGUGGUUGUAGAAAAAGAAGAAAUUAGGCAACUUUACAUGAGAAAAAGAAAAGAGAAGGCGAUAAUUAAGAGAGCAGUUGAUGUUAUUUAUGAUAUAUUGGAAAUUGAGUCAGAAAUCAUUUCUUUACAAUGGCGUGACCAAGUUUUAUCAUUUGUUGAAGACCCAUUCCAUCGAAAAAAACUGUGGGAUGAAGUUGAGAACAUGAUUCGUAAAAAUCCAUUAGUUCGAUUAAGUAAUACUACUUAUGAAGGUUCAAGCACCUAUUCAUUGGAAUGGGUGGGACAUAAAGAUACAUAUAAUGCAACAACAACAAUAAAUUGA